ACAAUUCCUAUAUUUCUCCAAUCUUGCCAGUCACUUUUGGCAUACGUUUGUGAAUAGAUGUCUCAGAGCUUGUUGGAAACUUUCACUUUUCAGUGAUAAGAACAGCAUUUACUAUACUUUGUAACGCUCCAGUAUGUCGAGCAUUGAGUAGAUGUUAGUAUGAAACAACAAGUGUUUGUGUUAUCUAAACUAUAUUAAUCUUUGACCUUUAACUAGGUCAUUUUCGUGGUAAUUGUCUACUUACUUUGAAAACAAGUAGUGCUAACACCUAAACAAACACCUUAAGUACCUACACUGUUAUUGGCCUGGCAAUUAAUUUUCACAGUUGAUGAGAGACUCUAUGGCAGGAGCCACUUGUCAUUGAUUCAGUUUGUAAGAUUUUAAAUAUUCAAUAUGAAUCAAGCUCUCAUGUAGGAAUACCGGUAAGAUAAAUCGAAUGAAUUCAGUGAAUGUUUUUGCCGCAGUUUCACUGAGUGUGACGGGGAGCAUUAUAGUGUUUUACUGCUAUGUGCAGCGGAAGCGUAGAAGCACUUGGAAGGCGGUGGGGCGGCUGGAUAACAUCACUAUUUACCCCUUGAAAGCGGGUAGAGCCGUAUUUCUUGAAGAAGCUGAAUGCACCGAAUUCGGCUUGCGUGAAGUAGAUAAUGGCAGGUUUCUAUUGAGAGACAGAUAUUUCAUUGUAUAUGAGGAAGAGACUAAAAACAGAUUUAGUUGCAAAAUCAAUCCUAUUAUUACAAAAAUUGGGUUGAACGUUAGGCGAGAUAACAUUCUGAAAUUAACUUGUCCCGAUUUCGAUGAUUGCGAGUUUAAGUCGCCGUCUGCUACAAGUAAUAAUUCUACCAAGAGUAAAGUAUUAAUUUACAUUAAUAAUGAAUCGGAAACGGUCGAUUGUGGAGAUGUGCCCGCUAAAUGGCUUUCACAAGUUAUAUUGAAGAAAGAUUCUGGAAUCCGACUUGGAUAUUAUGAUGAAGAAUCGAUAGUGAGGAGGCCUGAUGAUAGAGGAAUGGUGGCAAUGUACAAAUCAAUUUUCCCAACAAUAAAAAGCAAUAAUUUGGGAGCCUAUGCAUUCCUGAGCAGCUACCUACUCAUAAAUCAGGCCUCGUUGGAUGAUCUCAACUCUAGAUUGCCACCUGAUGAGCAGCCAGUGAAGGCAACCAACUUUCGAACCAAUCUGGUUAUAUCGGGAAUUGAUCCCUAUGAAGAGGAUGAAUUGAGAUUUAUUCGAAUUGGAAAUGAUGUCAUUUUAAAGUACAUCAAAUUUUGUACCAGGUGUGUUGUGACUACCCUCAAUCCUGAUACGGGUGAAUUCAAUCGAAAGUGUGAACCACUAGAAACUCUGCGAUCGUAUAGAAUGCCUGUUGAUGACAGAGUAAACAAAUUGGAGAACUGGAGUCCUAUUUUUGGUGUCUACUUUGGUCUUCAUAAACCUGGAAUCAUCAGAAAGGGAGACAUAAUCUAUAUAAAAGAGAAAAAUAAUUGGUGAAUUUACAGUAGCCUAUUUACAAGACUACUUAUUUAUUUUUAUACGGUAGACUAGAGAAUAAAUGAUUAUACAUUUU
Nilaparvata lugens (brown planthopper) is the source of this 1559-nucleotide messenger RNA. RefSeq names its product mitochondrial amidoxime-reducing component 1. Lineage: Eukaryota; Metazoa; Arthropoda; Insecta; Hemiptera; Delphacidae. Gene Ontology annotation, molecular function: catalytic activity; molybdenum ion binding; pyridoxal phosphate binding. The record is from RefSeq and is a predicted model, not a curated record. The transcript has 6 exons. Bases 437 to 1483 code for a protein of 348 amino acids.